Molecule: messenger RNA, 1707 nt
Organism: Kogia breviceps (pygmy sperm whale)
Lineage: Eukaryota; Metazoa; Chordata; Mammalia; Artiodactyla; Physeteridae
Source: RefSeq, a predicted model, not a curated record
GGGACGCGGGAGUGUGGGGCUCUGGGCGAGCCGCGCGGCACGCCGAGCACGCUGGACGCCUGAGCUCGGCGCGGAGCCCGGAGCCCGGAGCCCGGAGCCCGGAGCCCGGAGCCGGCCGCCACCCGCCUCCUGUGCACUGGGCGGCAGUCCCGGCCGCGGCAGCCCGGCUCCCGGGGAGCGCGCCCCGCCAUGGAGCCUUCGCACAAAGACGCCGAGACGGCGGCAGCGGCGGCGGCGGUGGCUGCGGCGGCGGCAGCGGACCGGGGGACGUCCUCGUCCAGCGGGGUGGUGGUGCAGGUCCGCGAGAAGAAGGGCCCCCUGCGCGCCGCCAUCCCCUACAUGCCCUUCCCCGUGGCCGUCAUCUGUCUCUUCCUCAACACUUUCGUGCCUGGACUGGGGACGUUCGUCUCGGCCUUCACCGUGCUGUGUGGUGCCCGCACCGACCUCCCGGACAGGCACGUGUGCUGCGUCUUCUGGCUGAACAUCGCCGCGGCCCUCAUCCAGAUGCUCACGGCCAUCGUCAUGGUGGGCUGGAUCAUGAGCAUCUUCUGGGGCAUGGACAUGGUCAUCCUCGCCAGCAGUCCCUCUGGCCUCUGUUUUCAGACUGUUUUCUCUUUCUCUUUUUCUCCUCUUCCUCACGCUGCCUCAUACCCCUGUGUGGCUCCAAAGUUUCCCAAGGCUACAAGGAGCAGGGCAUCCCACAGCAGCUGUGAGCCCGGGCGAGCCACUGAGAAGCCCAGUGUCCAGGAGGGCCACGUCAGGCUGAGGCGGGCACGGGGUCUUCACAUGUUCUCUUCUGCCGCUUCCCGGGUUUGGAGUGGAAAGAGGGGACUUAAACAUAUUAUUGAUUUUGAAAACGCAUCUGCUUUUCUCAGCAGGCUCUAAGGGCUACCAGCUCCUCCCGCUGCUCCAGAGAGCCCUGUAGUGCAGACACCCAGAGCAUCUGGGUUGGCUGGGAUGGAGAUGGGAAUGCCUAGAGAGAGGCAGGAGCGCCCCGGCUCGGCCCGCGUCGCGUCACCCGCUGCCCACUGCGAGGGCGCGAGGGGCCGCCGGUCCAGGCAGCAGCGGCCCCGUCCAGACGAGCAGGGCUCGUCAAGGGGCAGGACUGCCAUGGACACCUCUUCCGGGUCCCCAGCCCCUGCCAGAUUGGUCUCCUGUGGGCAGCAGGAGUGAGGAUGGACAGACUCUGGCCCAGCGUGGAAAGGCCCGCUGUGCCCUCGGCUGUCAGGGGGACAGAUCCCUGCAGGUGUCUGCUGACCCUAAUCGCAGCCCUCACCUCCUCGCCCCUGAAAUCUCCAGGCCUGGGUGUGUUUGACCUUUGUUUCCCUGGGAAGGAGGGCAGUGGCUCCAUUCCUGGGGCGAAACUGCUGGAACUGCCAGAUGUUCAUACACAGAUUUACCAACCCGGGUUUGCAUGGGCAGCCUUUCCCAUUAUACUUAACACCAUUUGGGGUCCACUCUCCUUUUUCUGAAAUCCCUGGGGCCAAAUGGGUCUCUGACAUGACAAAUUAUGGAUCUGAGGAGGAGAAUAAGAGCUAUUUGCCAUACAUUUCCUUACAGCCCGGCAGAGUCUGGAACAGCUCACCACCAUCAAACACGUGACCAUUUCUGCAGAGAAACAUGUGAAUAGUCAGACUAAUUAGGAUCAAUAAAACUGUAAAUAGCCUUACCUCAGUACAGGUCAGAUUUUGCCACUAAAUAAGCUAU